UUCAUACUUCACUGGUUUCAGUAUGGGCCUUUACACCAUGGGACUAUAAAUUAAUGGCCAGAGGUAAGGUCCAGCAUCUGUUUCUCUUUGGUAAUCACCAUGGUGGACCAGCAUGCAUCUCUUGUGCUUAAUGACAAGUAACGGAGUGGUUUUGAUCCAAUAAAGAAUCAACACAUUUUUUGCUCAAUACCUUUAUUGCCCAGUUUAAAAUAUCACAGGACACGUGAGCUGAAAUUUAAAGAAAGCACUCUUCAGGUCAUGUAUUGAUGUCUACACAUCAGGAUUUCAGAGACUUUGACAGCUGUGAUAUACAUCAAUCCCAAUAAGGCCUGUUGCUAGCCACAGUUGUCUGAUGGCAAACCUAUUAUCCAUCAUUAUGAUAUUUCUCCCCGUUACGGGAGUGGACCUUCAGAUUCUGCCACCUUUAAUGAAUAAUGUGCCAUUUGCUUUUAUGUGGAAUGCUCCCACUGAACUGUGCUUGAAAAAAUAUGACAUUGAUUUAGACCUGAAUUAUUUCCAUUAUGUAAGCAGUACUUUGAAAACCUCAACCAACCAGUCAGUUUCAAUAUUUUACAUAGACAGAUUUGGGUCAUUUCCUUUUAUUGAUCGCCUUACAGGGAAAUUUUACAAUGGUGGGUUACCACAGCUUGGUAAUUUGAAGGACCACUACAAAAAAGCUGCAGAAGAUAUCACUUUCUACAUUCCUUCUGAAAAUGCUGGCUUGGCUGUAAUUGAUAUGGAAGAUUGGAGCCCACAGUGGAUAAGGAACUGGGGUAUCAAAGACAUAUACAGAAAUCUUUCAGUAAGUUUUGCCUUUCAGGUAGACUUAACCCUCACUUCAGACUCAACUGCUAAAGAAAUUGCAAGAAAGCACUUUGAAACUGCAGCAAAGAAUUACAUGAAGACGUCAUUAAUGCUGGGGAAGUCCUUAAGAGCUAAUCGAUUAUGGGGUUACUAUCUAUACCCAGAAUGCUAUAACUACAACUACAAUCAAAACCCAGAUAAUUAUUCUGGAAAAUGUCCUGAUAUUGAAUUAAAAAGAAACAAUGACCUUCAGUGGCUCUGGCAAGAAAGUUCAGCUUUAUUCCCAUCCAUAUAUCUGGAAAAAAUAUUGAAAAAUUCUUAUAGUGCUACCUUGUUUGUGCGUAACCGUAUCCUGGAAGCAAUGCGCAUUUCAUUGUUUCCCAACCGGACAAAUUACUCCCUCCCUGUAUAUGUAUAUUCACGUCUUGUAUACACGGACAGCAUUUCAACCUAUCUAUCUGAGGCUGAUUUAGUAAGUACAAUUGGAGAAUCAGCCGCUUUGGGAGCAGCAGGGAUUGUAGAAUGGGGUGAUCUGAAUCUGACAUUGAGUAAGAAUAUCUGCUCAUCUCUGAGGACUUACAUUCAAGCUGAUUUAAACCCCUAUGUGUUAAAUGUGACCACAGCAACUCGGCUUUGCAGUGAAAGUCUUUGUGGAGGGGAAGGCAGAUGUGUUCGAAAGAACAUGGACUCCAAUACUUACCUGCACUUAAAUUCAAGCAAUUUUCAAAUUACAAGAACGAUCAAUGGGAAGCUGAAAGUAGCAGGACAAUUGACCAAAGAAGAUAUACAGUUGUUCCGAUUAAUUUUUACCUGCCAGUGCUAUAUGGGAAAAAAAUGCAUGACCACUGACAAUGUACUCAGAAAGCCCAAGAUGCCCAAAAAUACAAAGGAUAAUCUACAAGCCUCAUUAGGACUCUGUAUAUUAUUGUUGAUAUGCAACAUGCUUCAACUUUUUGACCAGCACCACUAAAUAUAUUGUAGGUAAAUUGUCAUGUACCAUCCAUUACCAUCCGUACCAUCUUGGUAAUUUAUCAUUUAAAGUCUUUCAUUAAGUUUACAUCAGAAAAAUAUUUGUUUCUUCAAAAUAGAAGGGAAUCGUGGCUUCAAAGAUUAUCAUUAAUGCAAAUUUAAUGGUUAGUUCUGGGAAAGAAAGGAACUCAAGUUGAAGCAUAGUUAUUCAGAAUCCAAAUAGGACUAUCUUAAUUUUCAUCGAUAAUUACAUGAAGCGAAAGAUUAAAAAUUUAAAUCUUCAGAUGUUAUAAAUCAUUUGGUACCAACCAUUUUCAGAUUUUCAGCCCAUCCUCUUUGACUGUGUUUUUAAAGAAUGAUAACCUUUGAA
Messenger RNA from Erpetoichthys calabaricus (reedfish), 2143 nucleotides. Its product is annotated as hyaluronidase PH-20-like. The transcript is spliced from 4 exons. Gene Ontology annotation, cellular component: acrosomal vesicle. NCBI's taxonomy places the organism in Eukaryota, Metazoa, Chordata, Cladistia, Polypteriformes, Polypteridae. Gene Ontology annotation, biological process: carbohydrate metabolic process; hyaluronan catabolic process. Gene Ontology annotation, molecular function: hyalurononglucosaminidase activity. The record is from RefSeq and is a predicted model, not a curated record. Bases 353 to 1774 code for a protein of 473 amino acids.